AUGACUACAGCUUGGGUUCUGGUGCUCAUGACCGUGGUGCUGGGCUUGGCCACAGCUGGCCCUGUCCCCACUUCCAAGCCCACCACAACCUGGAGGGGCUGCCACAUGGGCAGGUUCCAAUCUCUGUCGCCACGGGAGCUGGAAGCCUUUAAGAAAGCCAAGGAUGCCUUGGAAGAGUCGCUCCUGCAGAACGACUGGAGCUGCAGCUCUCGCCUCUUCCCCAUGACCAGAGACCUGAGGCUGCUGCAGGUGUGGGAGCGCCCGGUGGCCCUGGAGGCUGAGCUACACCUGACGCUGAAGGUCCUGAGGACUGCGGCUGACGCGUCCCUGGGCGUCGUCCUGGACCAGCCCCUUCACACGCUGCGCCACAUCCACUCCAGGCUCCGGGCCUGUGUCCCGGCUCAGCCCACAGCAGGCCCCAGACCCCGGGGCCGCCUCCACCACUGGCUGCACCGGCUCCAGGAGGCCACGAAGAAGGAGUCCCAAGGCUGCCUUGAGGCCUCCGUCACAUUCAACCUCUUCCGCCUCCUCACACGGGACCUGAAAUGUGUUGCCAGCGGAGACCUGUGCGUCUGA
Messenger RNA from Equus quagga, 576 nucleotides. Its product is annotated as interferon lambda-1-like. The record is from RefSeq and is a predicted model, not a curated record. The transcript has a single exon. Bases 1 to 576 code for a protein of 191 amino acids. Gene Ontology annotation, molecular function: cytokine activity. Gene Ontology annotation, biological process: cell surface receptor signaling pathway via JAK-STAT; defense response to virus; innate immune response. NCBI's taxonomy places the organism in Eukaryota, Metazoa, Chordata, Mammalia, Perissodactyla, Equidae.